Chenopodium quinoa (quinoa) is the source of this 2629-nucleotide messenger RNA. RefSeq names its product protein FRA10AC1-like. NCBI's taxonomy places the organism in Eukaryota, Viridiplantae, Streptophyta, Magnoliopsida, Caryophyllales, Amaranthaceae. Bases 1271 to 2311 code for a protein of 346 amino acids. Gene Ontology annotation, biological process: dephosphorylation. The record is from RefSeq and is a predicted model, not a curated record. The transcript is spliced from 13 exons. Gene Ontology annotation, molecular function: phosphatase activity.
UUAUCCUUUUGUUAGCUGAUAUGCUUCAUUUGUUGGCUAAUAUGUUUCUUCUGUUGCCUGAUAAGAACUUUUUAUUGGCUAAUAUAUUCCUCUUGUUGACUGAUAUGUAUCUAUUGUUGGCUGAUACAUUUUUAUUUAUGCCUGGUAUAUCUUUAAUAUUGACUGAAAUCAGACAUCAAUUGGCUGAUAUGUUCAUUUUAAUGGCUGAUAUGUGUCUUUUGUUGGCUAACAUGAUUAACAACAUACAUGUAUACUUUCAUUUCCUUCUUUCUCUUCUCUUUCCCCAUCUUCCUCUCUUUCUUUCUCUUCUUUCAAAUGAACCAGGUUCAUUUCAUUUGCUCAUCUACUUUCUUCUCCAACUUCUCAAAUCAGGCACAAAUCCCAAGCCACCCCACCCCACCGCACCCACCAACCACCGAACCUUCCACUCUUUCUUUCUCAAAUCAGCCCCAAACCCCACGCGACCCCAUUGAACCCACCGUACCCACCAACCACUGAACACACCCACCCACCCACCGCAAAUCACCAACCACCAAGUCGCUGCCGUUCAAGCCUAUGCGAAUCGAAACCCUUAUCUUUCGUUUUUUGGGGAUUUAUUUGUUUUAAUUUGUGAUUUGUUUUGAUUUUGGGAAUUUCGUUUUUUGUUAGUAUUAUUUGGGUAUUUUGGGGAUGUAGAUCUGGAUUGUGGUUCCAUGUGUUAGAUUUUUUAGGUGUUGGAAGGCUGUCACUGUGGCUAACGUUGCCGCUGUCGCUGUCGCUGCCUUCUCCGCCGCACGAACUAUUGGGUGCAGAUUGCCGCACCCAAUAGUUUGUGUUUAAUUAAAUAGAAGACAAUAAACUUUGCUAGUUUCGAAAGAUAUCAUUUUUUCUAGAUAGAACACUUCUAUUUUUACAUUUGUCAAUGCAUUAUUUCAAUUAUUAAUAUCUUUACUUAUUCAUGAGUAAAAAAACUAAACAUAUACGAGUAAAAAGUUAAUAUUUUGAAAAUUUUCACCGAAUUUUUUUUGACAAGAUUUCACAUUUUCAAAUACUUUCAUUUAAAGAGGUCAAUGUUCAACCACAUUAGACUAACUAGAAUUGUAAAAAACUAACCCGACCAACUCAACCCAAAAAUAAUCAAAUUCAAGUUUCGACUCGUAUAGAUAUAAUAAUUUAGGAAAAACGCAAAUUUAUAAUAAACAAACCCGAUCCGACCCACGUCACCGAACCGGACACAUGCACCCGAAUUGAUGACCGAACUCACAUUACAAAAAUGUUAAAAUAACCGGCCAUGUUAGGCCCAAUAGAUAGACACAUUUAUCUUUCUCCAUUUUUAUUUUUUGGAGUACAGAUUCAGAAACCCAUCUUCUUCAGUAUUGUGUCACCUCCAUUAAUGGCUUCCUUCAGCUCUUUAAAAUCUGCGAUUUUCGACAGAGAAGAAAGAAAACAACAUUAUCAAGCUCAUAUCAGAGGCCUCAACGCCUACGAUAAACACAAGAAAUUCUUAAACGACUAUGUCAAGUAUUAUGGGAAAGAUAGACCUGCAGAGCAGAAGAUACCUAUUAAAACUGAUAAAGAUGCCCUGAGAGAGGGAUAUCGGUUUAUACGCGCUGAAGAAGAUGACAUGGACACAGCUUGGGAGCAAAGGCUGGUCAAGCGUUACUAUGAUAAGCUUUUUAAAGAAUAUUGCAUAGCUGAUAUGUCAAAAUAUAAGAGUGGCAAGAUUGGCUUGAGGUGGAGAACAGAAAAGGAAGUCAUAUCUGGAAAAGGGCAGUUCAUAUGUGGAAACAAGCAUUGUGAUGAAAGAAAUGGGUUAGCUAGCUUUGAGGUGAAUUUUUCUUAUUUUGAGGCAGGAGAAAGCAAGCAAGCUCUUGUCAAACUGGUAACAUGUGAGAGGUGUGCAGAAAAGCUCCACUAUAGAAGAAAUAGAGAAAGGGAGCAAUUAGAAAGACAACAGAGAGAAGAUAGUAAAAGAAACAGGAAAGCACCUAGCAGUGAUGAAGAGGUGGAUGAGGAAGAUAACAUUGACCAAAGCAGAACAAAGUCAGAACCUAGAGAUAAAGAAAGCGCCAAGAGACGAAGGAAAGCACCUAGAAGUGAUGAAGAGGUGGAUGAGGAAGAUGACAUAGACCAAAGCAGAACAAAGUCAAAAUCUAGAGAUAAAGAAAACUUCAAGAGACAAAGGGAAAGAUCUAUCAGUGGUGACUCUACUGACGAAGAGGUUGAGAGGAGCAAAGAUGGAAAAAGAAAAGGAAAAAAGGCCUUAGUUUUGGGGGCAAAUCAUGAAGAAGAUGAAAACUUUGAUGAGUUUAUGGAGGGAAUGUUCCCGUGAUGUACCUGCUGUGUCUUUGAAAUUUACUAUUGUAAAAUGUAAAUAUUAUAAGGUGUACUGUAUUAUGUUCUGAUUUGUAUCAUAAGGCGUGGACAAUUUCUAUUGUACAACCAUGUACCAUGGUGGUUGUGUGUCUGCACAUCAUGAUUGAAAUCCAAUUGUCUCGGAGAUUAGAUGCAGUACAUUGAGGGCUAAUUAUGUUUUAUGUAGCUAUUCCCUUUUAGGCGUAAACCGAUGCUUACUUAAGUGCAAUUAAGGAAUGCUUAUGAAUGAGUGCUUAAGUGCAAUUAAGGAAUGCUUAUGAAUGAAUAAUGGUUA